Messenger RNA from Poecilia reticulata (guppy), 1613 nucleotides. It is a transcript of the gene rtn4ip1, whose product is annotated as reticulon 4 interacting protein 1. Gene Ontology annotation, molecular function: oxidoreductase activity; zinc ion binding. Gene Ontology annotation, cellular component: mitochondrion. The record is from RefSeq and is a predicted model, not a curated record. NCBI's taxonomy places the organism in Eukaryota, Metazoa, Chordata, Actinopteri, Cyprinodontiformes, Poeciliidae.
AGAAAGUUACCGAUUAUAUGCAUGUUCAGAUAGAACGUGGUUUUGAAGUGGUUCAAUAUGCAUGUUUUGUAAUAACAUACAGUGUGUUAGGUAAGAACGUAGAGUAGUUUACCGCUGCACAGAUUAACUUCUUUAGCUGUCAGUUUAAUAGACGAACAUUUUGUUUGUAUCGACACGGUAAACAUGAGUUGUGUUAGAUAUUUGAUGCACAGAAGGUUGUUUCGACACCCCAGUAAGUCCGUGUGUGAACAGAGAUUCCAUGGCUGGCUAAGAAACCAGAGCAGACUGAUCCGGACCUCCAGCAAAGCCAUGACCAUCAUGCCUGCUUGGGUUAUUGAUCAAUAUGGAAAUAAUGAUGUACUGCGUUUCACAAAUAACGCCAGCUUGCCCGUCAUCAACUACCCCAAUGAGGUGAUUGUAAAGGUGUUUGCAGCUGGACUGAACCCGCUUGACGUCAGCAUGAGAGGUGGCUAUGGCUCUGCUACAAUGGCUAUGAAAAGAGAUCCUCUGAAUAUCAAACAGACAGGCAGCGAGUUUCCUCUCAUUCUGGGAAGAGAUGUUUCUGGUGUCAUUAUGGAAUGUGGCCUGGAUGUGAAGUACUUCAGAGAGAGAGAUGAGGUAUGGGCGGCAAUCCCACCGUGGAAACAGGGCAGUUUAGCGGAGUUUGUGGUUCUUAAUGCGAAUGAGAUAUCCCGUAAACCAAAGUCAAUAAGUCACACACAGGCAGCAGCCAUCCCCUAUGUGGCGUCCACUGCCUGGUCUGCACUGGUGAACACAGGUGGACUCAGUAAAGACAACUGUGCCAAUAAACGGAUUUUGAUCCUUGGAGGAUCUGGAGGAGUUGGAACAUUUGCAAUCCAGGUGCUGAAGGCGUGGGGAGCUCACGUGACAGUUACCUGCUCCCACAAUGCCGAGCGGUUCGUAAAAGGACUCGGGGCCGAUCAUGUGGUCGACUAUACAGCUCGACCUGUUGAAGAGCCGCUAAGAGCGCUUGAGAAAUUUGACCUUGUCCUCGAUAACAUAGGGGGCGACACUGAGCGAUGGGCCCUGGGCCUGCUUAAACCGUGGACUGGAGCCAAAUACGUCACUCUUGUUACACCUUUUCUUCUGAACACAGACCGGCUGGGUGUAGCUGACGGCAUGCUGCAGACAGCUGCCACAAUCGCCACCAAAGCUAUCAAGCAUUUAGUCAAAGGAGUUCACUACCGCUGGGGUUUCUUUUCACCGAGCGGUCCAGCUCUGGAUGAGAUAGGAGAAAUGGUGGACGCAGGACAGAUCCGGGCCGUGGUGGAGGAGACGUUCGGCUUCUCCCAGGUCCCUCAGGCCUUCGAGAAGGUAGAGAAGGGCCACGCCCGAGGAAAGACUGUGGUGGAAAUCAGCAAAGGGGGAUCUUGAUGUUUAAAAUGGACUCUCAACAGGAAUGUGUAUGUGUGUAUGUGUUUGAACAAUCAUGACACUAACUACUUGAAAAUAAGUGAAAUGCUGCAGCUUGCGCUACUUUUUUCAUAGCAGAAGACACAAAACCUUAAGCAGGGCUACUGUGUUUGUUGCUACUGCAGUGUGACAUUUGGACAAAGAGAUAAGGAAAUGGGUCUGGAAAAUACACUUUUUUU